Molecule: messenger RNA, 1372 nt
Organism: Capsicum annuum
Lineage: Eukaryota; Viridiplantae; Streptophyta; Magnoliopsida; Solanales; Solanaceae
Product: annexin D3
Exons: 6
Coding region: 209-1165 (318 amino acids)
Cellular component (GO): cytoplasm
Molecular function (GO): calcium-dependent phospholipid binding; calcium ion binding
Source: RefSeq, a predicted model, not a curated record
CAAAAGAUAAGGGCAUUACGGGUAGUGGAGGAUUUUGAAAAAGUUGGAGGGUAGUCUCUGAGGUACAAAGCCUUUUCUUUAUUUUCCUUUUUGCCCUUGUCCUUCUUCAAGGAGGGGGGAAAAUAUUAGUAACAGAUAGUGUUGAGAGAAACAGAAAACAAAACUAGCAAUUUCUGGUACUGUGAAGAAAGAAGAAGAGAAGAAAAAAAUGAGUACAUUGAGAAUACCAGAAGUAGUUCCUUCUCCAACUGAAGACUCUCAAACUCUUAUGAAAUCCUUCAAAGGACUGGGAACUAAUGAGAAGUCAGUGAUAUCGGUGUUGGGCCACAGAGAUGCAAGCCAGAGGAAGAAGAUCAGAGAAACCUAUCAACAACUUUACAACAAGUCCCUUAUCGAUGAUAUUUGUUCUGAAUUGUCUGGUGAUUUCAGGAAAGCAGUCAUGUUAUGGACAUACGAGCCUUCUGAAAGAGAUGCACGGCUAGCAAAUGAAGCCUUAAAGUCAAGAAAGAAAACCAUCACCCAAUUGCAAGUGAUAGUAGAGAUAGCUUGUGCAUCAUCUCCUGAUCAUCUGGUCGCGGUGAGACAAGCAUAUUGUGGCCUUUUCAAUCGUUCACUUGAAGAAGAUAUCACAGCAAAUGUCCCUAUGCCUGUACAGAAGCUUCUAAUUGGUCUAGUCAGGUCAUAUAGAUAUGAUAAAGAACUGGUGGAUCCUGAUACGGCAAAUGCAGAAGCUGCUAUCCUUCGUGAAGCCAUACGGACAAAACAGUUGGAUAAUGACAAUUUUCUUAUCAUACUCAACACAAGGAAUGUUCAUCAACUUAGAGCAACUUUUGAGUGCUACAAGCAAAAUUACGGAUUCUCCAUUGACCAGGACAUUAAGAGCUGUGGAAAGGGUCUGCUGGAGUCUAUUCUGAAGGUCGUUAUCUGGUGCAUUGAUUCGCCGGAGAAACAUUUUGCUGAGGUUGUCAGAGCCUCUGUUGUCGGGUUAGGGACUGAUGAGGAUUCACUAACUAGAGCCAUUGUAACGCGAGCUGAAGUUGAUAUGAUGAAAGUGAGGGGAGAGUAUUUCAUCGCGAACAAGACUAGUCUUGAUAAUGCAGUUAUUGAUGACACAUCAGGUGAUUACAGAAAGUUCCUCAUGACACUACUUGGUGCCAAAGUCUAGAUCUUUGGACAUGAUACAUUGUGUUGCGUAGUGUUUCAAUAGUAUAAUUCUACUUUGUAUGGUUUCAUUUAACGAUGCUACAUGAUAUGAGCAUUAUUGGGUGAAUUUGUUGUGAAAAAAGUAAUAACUGGAGACUGACUUUGUAAUUGUUAUUUGUCACUUGCUUGUGACUUGUGAGUAAAUAGCAGCCUCUUUUUUCUUGAGAAA